This is a messenger RNA of Fraxinus pennsylvanica, 981 nucleotides long. The record is from the annotation of a GenBank genome assembly. NCBI's taxonomy places the organism in Eukaryota, Viridiplantae, Streptophyta, Magnoliopsida, Lamiales, Oleaceae.
AUGAAGAGACUUGGCAGUUCUAGUUCAUUGGGCGCUAUGAUUAUCUGUCCCAACACUACAGGUGAACAUAAUCAAGGGAACAAUCAUGUUUACACGGGGGAGUUCCAGGCCUUAUUGGAGGGUUUAGAUGAGGAAGGUUGUAUGGAAGAAUCAGGUGGCCACAUGGCCGAAAAGAAAAGGAGAUUAAGUGUUGAUCAAGUGAAAGCAUUGGAGAAGAAUUUUGAAGUGGAAAACAAGCUUGAACCGGAGAGAAAAGCUAAGUUGGCACAAGAACUUGGUUUGCAGCCAAGACAGGUGGCUGUUUGGUUCCAAAACCGCCGUGCACGGUGGAAAACCAAACAAUUAGAGAGAGAUUAUGGCAUACUCAAAGCCAAUUUUGAUGCCCUCAAGCACAAUUAUGAAACUCUCCAACUGGACAAUGAAACUCUACUGAAAGAGAUUCGGGAGCUGAAAUCGAAGCUAAAUGAAGAUGGCGCAAGUGAAAGCAAAGUAUGUGUGAAGGAAGAAAAAAUCGUGUCUGAAACUGAUGAAAAAUGCAAAGCUGCAACCACAUUGAAUUCUCUGACUAAAUGUGAUAAAGAUGCCUCUGAUCUGCACUUGGAGAAUCUCAAUGGCACCAAUGGGAUAAUUUCUGCAUCAGUUUUUACUGAUUUAAAAGAUGGAUCCUCUGAUAGUACUGAUUCAAGUGCAAUCCUGAAUGAAGACAACAAUAGCCCUACUGCUGCUAUUUCUUCAUCUGCUAGUGGGGUUAGCCCACAUCCAUUCUUAGACUUACAGAAUGGAUCCAGUUCAUCUAUGGCUUGCACUUUCCAGUUUUCAGACCCCAAAACAAAUUUCACUCGAGAUGCCCACAAAGCUUAUCAGCCACAGUUCGUCAGGAUUGAGGAACACAAUUUUUUCGGUGACGAAUCAUGCAGUACUUUCUUUUCAGAUGAUCAAGCUCCGACCCUCCAUUGGUACUGCCCCGAAGACUGGAACUAA